Capronia epimyces CBS 606.96 is the source of this 2577-nucleotide messenger RNA. RefSeq lists its product as uncharacterized. The record is from RefSeq and is a predicted model, not a curated record. The transcript is spliced from 7 exons. Bases 1 to 2577 code for a protein of 858 amino acids. Gene Ontology annotation, molecular function: ATP hydrolysis activity; ATP binding. NCBI's taxonomy places the organism in Eukaryota, Fungi, Ascomycota, Eurotiomycetes, Chaetothyriales, Herpotrichiellaceae.
AUGUCUCAAGAUUUGUCGCAGGGGAGGGUCGCAAGAGAGGGAGCUGCUCUGCAAACUCUGGGCAGAAAAUCGACGACGAACGCACACGAUCCACAGUCCCCGCCUCUACGGGAAGCACAUAGUCCUUUGCAAGACCCCGGACCGUUGCCAGGGUCAGUGAUAGGAAGUGGAAUUGUGGAUGAACACGCACUUCACACCUACCGGAUGCAACUUCUCAAAUUGAAAAGGUUUAGGGAAGGAAGAAAUGCAGAGGCGCCAGAGCCCGAAUCGUCAAGAAACCCUCCCGGUACCCCCAAUGAGACUCCCAUUCCCAAGGUAGGUACGACUUUGCCGGAAGCUUUUGCCACGCGCACAACUGCUGUCAAACGGAAACGAUAUUCGAUCGUCGAAGUAUGCGGUGACAAUGAUCAACAGAGGUUGGGAACUGAAGGGCGCACGGUGUCGCCCAGGCCAGAGCGAGGUGCCUCGCCUACACUGUCGGUUUCGGCAGGGACGUUGAACACGCCCUUGGACAAUUCUAAUGGCGGUCCGCAGCAAACACGGUUGGAAAAGCCUCCUAAGCCCACGCCACAACGGGCAACCAGAACGGCUGUCCCCGCCAAUACACACGACAACGCACCGGCAGCAGGGCGAAAGAGCGAGACUCAUUUCCGAGUCCUGCAUCAAAUCAUCUGUGACGGCUCUUUCCAUUCGGGCAGCAAAAUAUUCUCCGUCCAGCCUCACUGGGAGUUGGACACAGAGAGUAAGGUCGAUAGACGGUCGCAUUUCACUGCAGGUCUUCCUGUCCACAACAUUCCAGAUUUCAUCGAAAGGUCGGGGGGUAUUGCUUUUAUCGUCUUUCGCUACUAUCGGUGUAGCGAUGCAACCCGAUGGGACAACGUACGCCACAGGAGACCAGGCUCCGAGCUAAAGCUAUUCUACGACGAAGGAGUCGCCGUCACCUCGCAAGAUCUUCAAUAUAUCAUUCACAGCGUCAGCCGUUGCCUUUCCGACCCUACUGCCUAUUAUGCGAACAACCGAGAAAAUGAGCAUAAUGCGCGGGAACCGCACACCGAUGUGUACUCGACUGCUUUUUUCUACCAUCACAGAAAAUCCAUCGCUUUGGCCGCUGAGACCGGCUCGAGUGGAGUCAAGGACCAGGCAUCUGCUCUACUAGAUUACAUAGAGUGCACUCAUGGCCAAGGUUUUGCGGAAAUGGAUCAUCUUAUCGCAGCAGGCAAAAUUCAGAGCCGGAACAUCGAGAUGCUGUUUUGCCCAAACGAGAUUGUGGUGACCCGAACUGGCGGCAUGCUGACUGCAUGUGUCCUCAGAGCAUGGCCGAUCGGCGGAUCGAAGAUACGCCUUGAGUGCUGGGUCUGGGGUUACAAUGGCCAUUCGCUCUGCCGCAAACGCCGCGACUUAGCCAUCGAUCGACCCUUCCAGACUGUCGUCAACAUAGGUGACCUUGAAGUCUAUCCCGUAAAGUUCGCAAGGCCGGGGGAUUGGGCGUAUCUGGUGGGACGAGGACAAAAGUUUUGGAAUUUACGAUACCCGAGCUUCGUGGCCUACGAAGGAUGGGAUUUCCAGCGAGAACAAUACUAUAGUAACGAGUCGAGAUGGAUGGUUGAUUACAACACAUAUCGGCAAAUUCAUCCCGGUGCCGAAGUGUUCGACUUUCAAACAACACAGAGAGUAUCAUUUGAUAAAUGGCCAGAAGCGAUACAGCAUGAUGCUCAUCUGACGGGCGACGAAUAUGUCAUUCUACCCUCGCAGAUCCACGCUUUCUCGUUCCAAAAGCAGAAAUGGAACGAGCUUCUCGUUGACAACAUCCUCCCAGUCAAAUGGAACAAGGAGGCAUUCGACCGACUGGUCCUUCCACCCAGGAUCAAAGAUAUGGUCAAAUCACUGGUGCUAGUCAGAGUCUCUUCAAAAGAUCCUAAGAAGCUGCACAUUUUGAACACCAGGCGAGAUGAUCUUAUCGCUGGCAAAGGCAAUGGACUCAUCAUGCUUCUUCACGGCGGCCCGGGCACUGGGAAGACCCUUACAGCCGGUGAUGUAGCUGAGCUGUCGGAGAUGCCCCUAUACAAUAUCACGUUCCGUGAUAUUGGAACUAAGCCUGAGACGGUCGAGAAGUACUUGGAGAAAGUUCUCAUGCUUGGUGAAAGAUGGAACUGUGGAUUUGGAAUAGUCCUCCUUCUUGAAGAAUGUACCCUUGCAGAUCUUGAGCAGAACAGCCUUGCGUCAGUGUUCCUUCGCACUUUGGAGUACUACGAUGGCAUCUUGAUUCUUACGAGCAACCGCGUCGGGACAUUCGAUACGGCCUUGACAUCUCGUAUCCAGGUUUCACUGCAUUACGAAGAUCUCACGGCGAAGUCGAGACAACGGAUCUGGCAGAAUUUCUUCGACAUGAUCCGGGCAGAAGAGGAGAAGGUAGAUGUGAACGACCUGGAAAACCAUAUCGAUGAGCUGGCGGCUCUCGAGAUGAAUGGACGCCAAAUCCGGAAUGUUUGCACUACUGCCAGGCAACUUGCUCUGUCCCGGAAAGAAACUCUCGAAUGGGAUCAUCUGGAGCAGGCGCUGGUCUGUCAGCGAUUUUGA